This is a messenger RNA of Acanthoscelides obtectus, 2090 nucleotides long. The record is from the annotation of a GenBank genome assembly. Lineage: Eukaryota; Metazoa; Arthropoda; Insecta; Coleoptera; Chrysomelidae.
CACGUAAUACUUGAACGGCCCGUAAGUUCCACUUCAAAAAUUCUCAUUCUCAUCGUAAAGUUAAAAAAGCUCGCACGGAAAACUUUUGGGAACCACCGUUCCCGAUUUAAGCCACCCAAUUCGAGCUGAGCGAAGAGGGGGACGCCCUCCCCUGAAUCUCCUUAGCGUCGGGACGUAGAGCGUCCCGACGAUCUGUAGCUAAUAGGACAGCGUCGACCUCUGAUCGUUCAUAGGCAAAGGUAGGUACCGAUUCGCGCUACCCCUAAAACGCUAAGGGUAAGAAAAUGGUGGUUGUGACAGUGACUCGUGCGGUAACACGCGGGGGGUGGCUAAGUGUACGGGGGGAGGGGGAUGACCGUAUAUGGCAGUGCGGCUUGCGCAGAGUGGUGGCCUUUCGUCUUCUUCGUACUAAGCCAGUCUACCAAAGCCCUCCAUCAUGGACGCGAUCAAGAAGAAGAUGCAAGCGAUGAAGCUUGAAAAGGACAACGCGGCCGACAAGGCCGACGCGAUGGAGGGUCAACUGAAGGACGCGACCGCCAGAUGCGAAAAGAUCCAGGAGGAGGUUCAGACCUCACCAAAAAACUCAGCCAGGUCGAGAACGACCUCGUCUUCAACAAACAGCAGCUCGAGAACGCCAACAAGGAGCUGGACAACAAAGAAAAGCUCCUCACGCAGGCUGAAUCAGAAGUAGCUGCACUGAAUCGCAAAGUCCAGCUGAUUGAAGAAGAUUUGGAACGCUCUGAGGAACGUUUGGCCACAGCUACCACAAAACUUGCAGAAGCUUCCCAAGCAGCCGAUGAAAGCUCACGUAUGUGCAAAGUAUUGGAGAACAGGUCCCAGCAGGAUGAGGAACGUAUGGACCAACUGACCAACCAGCUGAAGGAAGCCCGUCUAUUGGCUGAAGACGCUGACAACAAAUCUGAUGAAGUAUCCCGCAAGCUGGCCUUCGUUGAAGAUGAGCUGGAAGUAGCUGAAGAUCGUGUCAAGGGUGGAGAUGCCAAGAUCAUGGAACUGGAAGAGGAAUUGAAAGUCGUAGGAAACUCACUGAAAUCUCUGGAAGUAUCCGAGGAGAAGGCCAACCAGCGUGUAGAAGAGUUCAAGAAGCAAUUGAAGAGUCUCACUGUCAAGCUAAAGGAGGCUGAGGCACGUGCUGAAUAUGCUGAGAAGACCGUCAAGAAACUCCAGAAGGAAGUUGAUAGGCUUGAAGAUUUCGUGCUGAGGGAAAAGAACAAAUAUAUGGGCAUUGUGACAGAGAUAGACAAAACCUUUGUCGAAAUGUCCUCGCUUGGACAAAAGAAAUAAAUUGCCGAUAUAUCAUUUACUAUUUACUAACUUCCUGUGUUGAUAUAAUUUGUUUGUAUUUCGAUUUGCCACUGGAUUUGUACAACGUUCGUUGCUUAAUUCAGUUAAAAAAAUACACUUGGACCUUAACUUCCUAUUAUUUAAUCGUUUUUUUAUUAAUUAUUUCUAACUGGUUGAUGUCAUAUAAAAAUCGUUUCUUGCUUAUUCUCAAGAAAUACAUUAGCAUAGAGUCUUCAAUGUAUUCUACGAAUUAAUUCGAAUUUACAGAAAGGAUACUAUUAUAUCAACACACCCUUAUUUAUUGUAUUAUUCUGUAUAUACUUGUCACUUUCAAUGCUUUGUGAUUAUAUAUUUUGUACUUAGAAGAAUGCUUGUAGUUUAGGCUUAAUGCAAACUAACUUAUUUUGACAGCUGAUGCUUAUAUUUGCCGCUUAAGGAAAGCUCAAGAUGAACUUGGCAUCAACAAAGACAGAUACAAGUCCCUGGCCGAUGAGAUGGACUCCACCUUCGCUGAACUGGCUGGUUAUUAAUUUUUUCAAAAUAAUCUUGAAUACCUUAAGCAUCCACCAUACUGUCCAGGAACGGUACCACUGCAAUUUCCUGGUUUAAAAUGUAAUAUAUUGUAUUUCAGCAUCGUUAUAUCUACUAUAUUGUAUGAGAACAUAUGUGACAUUAUUCUAGGUUAUAUUGUUUUUGGAAAAGCCAUUAAAAGUAAAUAUAAAUGCAUUGUAUUUAUUGUUUACUAUCUCGCUUCGGUUUUGUCUAAUAAAAUUAUUUUAUUUGUUGAA